GGAUAACACCCAACUAAUGGAGUAUUUUUAAUCUACCAUUCGGCGUUUAUUUUCGAAGAAAAUGCAACAUCUCAUUUUUAAAUGUGCUGAAAUGUGAAGAAAGAAAGUAGGUCACAUUCAAGGUCAUUGCGCAUGCUCGUCUUUCACUUCCGGUCCAAGCGGCAAGGUUUCACCGAAAAAGUUCAACAAAAAACAAGAUGGUUACUCCCCAACAGCCUGGUAUGAUGGCACCCAUUCCUGGGUCUGCUCCCUCUGCAGUGGUUACAACAGCCAGUCCCGCGUUACCCCCUGGUAAAACACCCAUCAGCUUCUUGCAGGAGCUUUGUACUAAACGCGGAUAUACCCCAUCAUACGAUCUUAUCGCAAAUGAGGGCCCUGUACAUGAACCAAUGUUUGUGUUUAGAGUCACCUGUGGCGAGUUCAAAGGAUCUGGCAAAGGCACCAGCAAAAGACAUGCCAAGCAUGCUGCAGCUCAGUCAUGCCUGAACAAACUCCUUGGGCUGCCGAAUGGGACGAACGUGGAAGAACCAGUCCCCGCAGAAGCAACAUACAAUCCUGCGCAAACUGUGGAUGGACUGGCAGGAAACCCCAUUGGUCAACUGCAAGAGCUGACGCAGAAGAGAUUGUGGAGGCCUCCCAUCUAUGAGUUCACCAGUGAACAAGGGCCACCUCAUGCUAGAGAGUUCGUCUGUAACAUUAAGCUGCAUACAACCAUUGAGACUGGAACGGGAAAAUCUAAGAAAGUAGCAAAACGUAACGCAGCAGAGCUCAUGCUCCAGCGCAUCAAAGCAGGAAUCCCAGAGCCCCCACCGGAGGAAGAUGGAGAUGACGGCCCAGCUUUUGGUGCAAUCAAGGAGGGCAAGCGUAUCCCAACCCUGACCCCUCAGGCGAGUAAGCAGAUCAGCGGAUUCUACGCAACAUUGAAGAAUGCCACUGGGAAGAACUUGCUUGCACUCCAGACCCGCUCCCUCAAUUCUGCCACCAAUUACUGUCAACUCCUUCAGGAGAUUGCAGAGGAGCAGAGAUUUGAAGUGACAUAUGUUGAUAUUCAAGAGAGUAGCCAAACAGGACAACGCCAGUGUUUGGUGCAGCUGUCCACCAUGCCUGUAGCUGUUUGUCAUGGUGUUGGGCCAACAUCUGACGACGCACAUGCGCAGGCGGCCCAUAAUGCACUGCAGUAUUUGAAGAUAAUGACGAAGAAAGCCUAAAGACUGCACUCUGUGAGUGCCCGCCACGAACAAACAAUCAUAUUCAUCAAUGUAAGAUUUGGAAAAGGAAACCGUUAAUUCAUUUGAUCUUAAAUGAUUCUAACAUGAUAUGACAAGUUAAUGAAAGCAUACAUUUUAUACAAAUUGACUAUAUAAUUAAAUCACAGAUUAUGAAGAAGUUUGGACACCUGGGUAUCAUUUAUAGAUCUUCAUAAAGUUCAGAAGUCAUGUUGUAAUUAAGGAAACAAUGGAGUUUAGUAAUUCUUAACUUUAUGAAAUUCUGUUAAUAACCCCUGCUUAACAUUAUAAACACUUGAUUGUUGGUGAAUGUGGUGCUUGUUCAGUAUUCUCUCAGUUGGGGCACACACAUGUUGUUGACUUUAGGCUGGCCUAUAAGCCAUAUUUAUUAGGCUCUCC
Messenger RNA from Owenia fusiformis, 1625 nucleotides. Lineage: Eukaryota; Metazoa; Annelida; Polychaeta; Sabellida; Oweniidae. The record is from the annotation of a GenBank genome assembly.